GUUUUGUUUACAUAAGAAAAGCAUGACAUCCAAACUAUUACAUUUCCAAACUCCCCCAACCCAACCUUUGCUUUCCCACAAAACCAGCCUUCCCAUCCUCAUUAUCGUUUCAUGGUCCCCCCCUUACACAUGUCACAUGAUCUCAUCCUUCAUUCUCCAUCUGUUACAAAAACCAUCCUCAUCCCCAUCCCUUUUUUCAUCCAUCAUGCAUACACUACAUGCAUUCCACUCUUCCCAAUAAUCCUUUUUUUUUUACAUAAACGAUAAGAGUUAAGACCAUACAAAAAGCUAAAGAAAAGUUCAAACAAAAAAGUUAUGCAUGAGACAUAGAAAUUUGAUCAAUUCAUCAUCAAAAUCUCAUCGAUCAUGGACAGUACAGAUUCAUCAUCAUGUUCUCAACAUCCACACCUACCACCAGGCUUUAGAUUCCACCCAACUGAUGAAGAACUUGUCGUUCACUACCUUAAGAGAAAAGCUGCAUCAGCACCUCUUCCAGUAGCUAUCAUAGCAGAGAUUGAUCUGUACAAAUUCGACCCAUGGGAACUCCCAAGUAAAGCAACUUUUGGGGAACAAGAGUGGUACUUUUUCAGCCCAAGGGAUAGGAAAUACCCAAAUGGGGCCCGGCCCAAUAGGGCUGCAACUUCUGGGUAUUGGAAAGCUACUGGAACUGAUAAGCCUAUAUUAACAUCUGAUGGGAAUCAGAAAGUUGGAGUUAAAAAAGCACUUGUUUUUUAUGGAGGGAAGCCACCAAAAGGGGUUAAAACUAAUUGGAUUAUGCAUGAGUAUAGGCUUAUCACUGAUCACAAUAAUAUUAGUAAUAAUCAUCAUUCCUAUAAUGCAAGUUCAAAAACUCCACUUCUGCCUUCUGAUCAUCCUCCAAACAAUAACAAGAAGAAUUCUUUGAGGCUUGAUGAUUGGGUUUUGUGCCGAAUAUACAAGAAAAGCAACAGUAGCACCAUGCCAAGGCCACCACUAAUGGAUCAAUAUGAUAAAGAGCUUUCAAUGGAACAUACAUAUAAUAUGCAACAAAACUCUAAACCUCUUCCAUGUUCAAGAAGCACAAGUUAUGGACUAGAAAAUGAUGACAAUUUCUUUGAUGGAAUCUUAGCAACUGAUCAAGUAAUGCAAAAUGGUUGUGAAAUAAACUCAAAUAAGGUUGAUCAUAACAAUGAAUCAUUCCCUAUGAAACGUGCACUAAAUGCAUCAUCACAAUUUUGGCAUGAAACAGGUUCACCAGGGUCAUCUUCUUCAAGUAAGAGAUUCCAUGGAGAUCUUAAUAAUAGUGGCAACAACAAUAUUGAGGAAAAUAAUUCAUUUGUUUCUUUGCUUAGCCAGCUUCCACCAAACACAACUUUUCAUCAAAAUUCAAUUCUUGGAGAUGCAGGUGUAAUGAGGCAACAAUUUCAACUUCCGGACAUAAAUUGGAACUAAUUAUUAUAUUAUAUUAUUUAUAUAGCUAGCUAGCAUGGUUAAUUUGGCUUAAUAGUUUACACAUACCUUCUUUAAUAAUUGAUUCAUGCUAAUCUUACUAUUGUAAUCAUUGAUAUACAGAAAAAGGAAAACACAGGACUAUAUAUGUAUAUUUUGAAUUUGAAGAUUACAAAGUUACAAUAAUAUAUUAAGUUGGUAUAGUACUCCCAUGAUCAAAUAUUAUGUUUGGGAAGAAUUAGAGGGAAGGAUUCGGUUAAUUAAAGUUGGUUGUCAGCUAUAAGUUGAUAUAUACUG
Molecule: messenger RNA, 1725 nt
Organism: Trifolium pratense (red clover)
Lineage: Eukaryota; Viridiplantae; Streptophyta; Magnoliopsida; Fabales; Fabaceae
Product: NAC transcription factor 25-like
Exons: 3
Coding region: 367-1431 (354 amino acids)
Biological process (GO): regulation of DNA-templated transcription; system development
Molecular function (GO): DNA binding
Source: RefSeq, a predicted model, not a curated record